UUUUCAGGUCUUGGUCCCAAGACAGAGUUCAAAGCAGGGUCUGAAAUAAACGUCACAUGGCACAUAGCGUACCCACAUCAAGGAGGGUUUUACCUUCAAAUCCUGGACAGGAAUGACCGGGAAGUGAUGCGCUACCAGGAUGACUCCAUCACUGUGAAUGUAAGUGCAUCAGCAGAACCCGAAACAGCAGCAGAGCCGGAAUCAACGGCAGAACCGGAAUCAACGGCAGAACCAGAGAGUACGGCGGAACCAGAGGGCACGGCAGAGCCGGAGGGUACGGCAGAACCCCAAAGCACCGGCGGUAGAGCAAUUGUACUUCUCGGCUACAACGAUACCACAACCCUCAGCUACACAAUCACCCUACCCGACAUCGAGUGUGACGGCUGUACCCUCAGACUGAUCAGACAGGCCCUGGAGUGGGGAACGUGUACCCGUCAGUAUCUCUUCUGGAGCUGCGCCGACAUCAAAAUCAUUAAAGGUGAUGUCGCUGACCCCCAAAGGCUUUGUUCUGGGCAAGGACGUUGGCAGGAUGAUCGCUGUUACUGCAACCGCUUGUACAGAGGUGACCGAUGCCAGUUUAAAGAUGACUGUGAGUCUGCCUCCGACUGUGGCGGACAUGGCCAAUGUGAGGACACCCAGGCGACGUCCUACCCCCGGUUCCAGUGCUACUGUGAUAUGGGAUGGUUCGGCAAGAACUGUCAGCAGGUGUCUACGGUGAAAAGUAAGACGAUCGACUACAGCCGCUACGAGACGAGAAACAUGAGCUCUGAGUUUCAACUGUUUUACAGAGAAUUACCGGAGGAGAAAGAAAUGGAGGUUGUGAUGAGGGUGAAGACGUCAACAUGGGUUGGCCUGGGGUGGAAACCUACAGAUUUUCGAUCUGGGUGUCAGCUGUUCCCAAAUUUACCUGCAUUACCAACCCCCGCGCCUCAGGGUACAGCAGAACCCGAAAACACGGCGGAACCGGAAACAGCAGCAGAACCCGAGUCGACAGCGGAACCGGAAACAGGAGCUGAACCCGAGUCAACAGCAGAACCGGAAACAGGAGCAGAACCCGAGUCAACAGCAGAACCGGAAACAGGAGCAGAACCCGAGUCAACAGCAGAACCGGAAACAGGAGCAGAACCCGAGUCAACAGCAGAACCAGAGGGCAAUUCAGAACCUGAGCCCGAAGGAUCAUCUAAUAAUGCAUUACCUCAAUGCAUCCUAAUGUCUGGUCCCACCAGUGCACGGAAUCCAAGCGGCGGACCAAUGCCUGAACCAGAGGCGUCAGCAGAACCUGAACACUCAGCGGAACCGGAGAGCACAGCAGAACCUGAACACUCAGCGGAACCGGAGAGCACUGCAGAACCAGAGAGCACAGCAGAACCAGAGAGCACUGCAGAACCAGAGACCGGAGCAGAACCGGAGACCACAGCGGAACCGGCGAGUGGAGCAGAGCCAGGUGCAGAAGGAGAACCAACUGCUGAAGGAGAACCUACCCCGGGAAGAACAGGAACAGGUAUCCCUGGAGCGACUCCUGGUGGUGACAAGCAAGGAGCCCGCACACACGCUAUGGACUGCACGGAUAUGGUGAUCGGGUCUGCCCGGGGGAUGAGGAGCAGGGUGGGAGAUUAUUACACCAGGGACAGGUCCACCCCUCAACAUGAUGACUUCUAUGGUGGAACUAACAGUCUCACAGCUGCCCUCGGCUAUGAGGAGAACGGUUAUACUGUUAUCCUGUUCAGGAAGAAACUCACUGCCACUGAGCGCGCUGACUAUAGUUUCGAUCCCGCCCCUAUGACUGUGAUUUGGGCCAGGGGUCAAGACAGCGGCAACCUGAUACAUACUCCUCGAUCUGGCAUCGAAGCAGGAAGAGCGUCCAACGCUAUGUAUUACCAUGACGACGAGCUGAAGUAUCACGGCCACAGACCCAACAGAGGCACAGCUACCAUCAACUUCAGAGAACGAUCCGGGACUCCCACCGGAUGUACUGGUCAGUGGCCAGCCACGUGCAACGACUGCCCCUACCAGGUGACCUGGGUCGUGGACGUGGCCAAUGACAUGGUCAACUUCACCAUCACUGCCAGGCUGAACGGGGCGAGGAGUUGGAUAGGGCUUGGAUUCUCACCUGAUGGGAGAAUGUCAUCAUCUGACGCUGUGAUCGGAUGGGUUGAGGGUUCCACAACUCACAUCUCAGACAGGUUCAUCACAGGAUACAGUCCCCCACAAAUUGACACAGUGGAUAACUUAGUGGAUAAAUCAGGAAAACUCACCAAUGGAGUGACUGAGAUAAAGUUCUCCCGUAAAAGAAAUACCGGUCAGCCUCAGGACUUCACCUUCACCGAUGCCGACACCGGGUGUCCGUUCUUGUUGUUUCCUGUGGGCGGGGCAUAUGACUCAUCAAGUCUGGCCAUCUCCCAACACGCAACCACGCCCCAGGUGUCCGCUCAGAGAAUAUGCUUCAGCAGCACCUGUGCAAGUCAAACAAACAAUGGAGGUCCCGAACCAUCACUGAAGCUCGUGGUCUCCCUGCGCCUUCCUAAUCUAGAGUAUACAACGGACUACGCCAACAAGCUCUCCGCGCAAUACAUGAAUCUGAAGAACCAAUUAGAGAACGCGAUGACUAAGCUCAGUAAACCUGAUUCUGUAAAGAACAUUGAAGUCAUCAAUAUCAGGCGGGGGAGCGUCAUUGCUGACUUCCAGAUUACACCUUCAUCCAGCACUAUCAACGAACAGGCCCUGAAAGGUGACACAGAAAAGUUCUUCGGAUCUAUUCAAGAAAGUGGCAGUUUAGGAACCGUUGCUGUGGACGCCGGCUACCUUAAAAUCACAAACCCUGCUGACACAGAUGAUGAUGACAUGGACCACCACAUGGGUCUCACACUCCUAGAGAAGAUCGUCAUCGGCGUCAGCGCUGCUUUCAUCGUUGUCGGCAUCGUCGUAUGCAUCUGUAAGAUCAGGGAGAUGAAGACAAUGAAGAAGUCUUCGAGUCUAGAGAAACUACACAGCGGCAGGGGUGGCAACGGCAGCAACGGAAGUCCAUCAGUAAACGUAGAUGAGAAACAAGGAUACAUUCCAACCAGAAGUACAUCAACAAACUCAUCGCGCAUGACAUAUGACCAGUUCCUCAACACUGUAGCCCAUGAGAAGAAGGGGAUCCCUGAUGUGCACACAAACAAGAUGUACGAUGUCUACGUGCCUUAAAUUGUGUAUGUGUAAUAGUGUAUGUAUGUCCAUUUUGAAAAGAACCCGAAAUUAUUUGAAGGACAUGCAUCAAUGUAAACAUUUUAACCACAUGCACAUGAUAUAGUCGGAAUCGUAUAAUGGACAGAGAUUUCGUAUGUAAGCGGAAAGGGUUUUGUUGCUCUAAUUUAGAUAUGUAUUGUUUAUGCUUUCCCUAACGAUCUAAAAGCUCCCGUUUAAAAGAACGUAUACACCCAUGUUUGAUGGUGGCUGAAAAUGGAACAAAAAAGAAAUAGUUAUUCGAUGGUAAUGUGAUAGGUUUGGACAUAACGUUUGCAGUAUUUCGGCGACUGUUAUUCUUUGGCCCGGCAGAAUGUAUUUGUGUGACUUCUUAUUGUACAUGCGGCUUGGAAGAAAGAGGGUUUUUUUAAACUUAUGUAUGAUUGCAUUACUUGUAAACAGAUAUAACUUUAACACGUAUUUUAAUCAGCAACACGCCUAAACCUAGCUGCGGAUGUACUUCUGUCAGGGAUAACAACAUAUACCAUCCCAAUGUAUCUCAUGAUUAUCCGUGGAUGUUUUUUUGUUUUUUUGUGCAAUAGCAUAGCGCCCAAAGGAUAUUGAGAAAUCCACUUCUGUUUAAGAUAAUUAUAAUCACGAUUUUGACGAUGUAUUUUGACGAUGAGCGCUGGUCGCUGCCGCCUUGCUCUAAGUAGUGAAAUAUUCACCAUAUCUUCAUCACUACACUGGAAUGCAGGUUGUCUUACACUUAUAGGCAUUUAACGAUUAUCAUAUCUAGCGUCACAUUUUGCACGUAAUGUAUAAGAUCCGUUGUUUGAGUGAAGGGUGUAUUGAGUUGUCCUUUAUGGGUGCACAUUUGACUAAUUUAGAUGUAUCUUUCCAUAAUCCCAGCUUUUAUUUGACGUAUGUGCAAUUUCGUUUUCAAAGUUAAAAUCUUAAACAUUUACAUUAUCAUAUAUGUGUAUUUUGUCCUUGGAUUGUUUUAAUUCCAGCUGUUAUUUGACGUCUCUGCAAUUUCGUUUUCCAAGUUAAAAUCCUAAACUUUUACAUCAUUAUAUAAGUGUAUUUUGCCCCGUGAGAUAAAUAAAAUCUGAACACUU
This is a messenger RNA of Haliotis rufescens (red abalone), 4286 nucleotides long. RefSeq lists its product as uncharacterized. Bases 127 to 3186 code for a protein of 1019 amino acids. The transcript has 18 exons. Lineage: Eukaryota; Metazoa; Mollusca; Gastropoda; Lepetellida; Haliotidae. The record is from RefSeq and is a predicted model, not a curated record.